Rhea pennata is the source of this 2237-nucleotide messenger RNA. Its product is annotated as hydroxysteroid 11-beta-dehydrogenase 1-like protein. Gene Ontology annotation, cellular component: intracellular membrane-bounded organelle. NCBI's taxonomy places the organism in Eukaryota, Metazoa, Chordata, Aves, Rheiformes, Rheidae. Bases 375 to 851 code for a protein of 158 amino acids. The record is from RefSeq and is a predicted model, not a curated record. Gene Ontology annotation, molecular function: oxidoreductase activity. The transcript is spliced from 7 exons.
CAGAGUGCAGAGGACUAACUGUAUUGCUUGCUUUCGUUUUUAAUAAUUUAUCUGAAAAAACUGCAGAAUUUUCCCUGUGCGUCUCGGGGAAGUACAGAAUCGGGACAAUUUCUAAAGAGAGAGAAUUACAGAAAUAAAUCCCCAUGGCUUUUUUUCCCUGCUUUGUGUAUCGCUUUACAUAUAGCUGACGUGCUGGGAUCCCUAAACAUGGAAAAGAACAUUUAAAUCAUCUCACAUAUGUGCAAGACAGAAAGACUUCACGUACCUCAUGCAAGUUGGCUUGCAGCAUCAGAAGAAGGAGAUCACAGCAUUUUGUCUGAGGCGCUCAGCUGCAAGAUUCAACUUUGUUCUUUUCCUUCACAACUUGAAGGGAUAUGAAGGCAAUUGGAAAAGUGUUUUGUGCUGCAGGAAUUGUAGCUGCACUUCUGGCUUUCUUCUGGAAAGACACUUUCGAUCCAGAGAGCCUGUCUGGUGCCCGCAUUCUCCUCACUGGAACCAGUGCUGGGAUUGGGGAGCAGAUGGCAUACCAUUAUGCCAGCUUUGGUGCUGAAAUUGUUCUGACUGCUAGAAGGGAAGCUGUGCUGCAGAAGGUGAUGAAGAAAUGCAUGAAGCUUGGAGCAAAGAAAGUCUUUUAUAUCCCUGCAGAUAUGUCUUCCUCUUCAGAACCUGAAAAGGUGGUCCAGUUUGCUGUCCAAAAACUGGGGGGACUGGAUUACUUGGUGCUAAACCACAUUGGCAUGACCCCUUUCCAGAUGUGGGAUGGAGAUGUGGAACAUAUCCGUUGGCUCAUGCAGGUAUGGAGUUCUCCUGUAGAAUCACUUUGGUGUCAGGUUUUGGGACCACUGAGAUGAAGAGAUAUUUUCCUGAUUGUUUGCUUAGUCAGAUUAGGUAGGCCUUACUAGUUCUGCUUCAUGUUGGAAACUUGUUUGCUGGAGAAUAGGGAACCAGAGAUCCUAAGUAAAAAAAUUUCCUGCAAGUUACAGUACAGUCAAGCUCAGAAGAGAGGCUGAGUAUUAGGCUUCAUUGUAGUCUAAGUUCACAGUCAAAAGAAACUUAGAAGGGGAGUAAAUCAAGAUGCUACUGCUAUCCUUAUUGCAGGAUCGGUGUUGCAGAGUAAACACUAGCAUAUAGAGAAAUCAGAGACAAUUAAUUGUCUCAUUACAAAUAUGGAAUCAAGAAAUUUGUAUGGUAAAGCUUAGGAAUAACUUUAGCUCUGACUCUUCUCCAUUAGCUUAUUCUGGAAUCUGAAAGGCCAAAGGAUGCAAUAUCCCCAGAGAUAUGAUCCUUUUCUCUCAAAGUUUGAAAAAGCAAGUCCAGGCUUUUUCUAAGGGAUGGUGCUGUGUAUGGGACCAAAACUGUAGUAGGUAGGGCCCUGCUUGGGAAGGACGGACUUGUAUUGACAUGGAUGUUUCCCUCUCACUUCCUCAUUGACUGGUUGUUUUCCCUCUUGCUGACUUAGAGAUUAAUGUAGAGUACUGCUCUAUCUCUGGCUGCUGCCUUUAGGGGAAUGGACUCCUCUUCCCUUGUUGGUCAGUGAAUACAUGGUGUGCUAAAACAAGAGUCGUCAUUCUGCUGUGUUCUUUCCCUCUCUCCACAGCCAGUUCUCCAGUAUGGAUAAGGAAGAAGGGAUUUUCCUGGACAGGAAAGGGGAGAUUCUUUCUUCUUCAUGGCUGUGGGAAUGAGAAGCAGAACUGUCACUUCCAGCUCUCUUUUCCCCAAAAAGCCUGUUCUUCCCACUCUUUUCUGGCCUUCCUUUCCUUAGCAUACCUCUCAUCUUUUGGGUUUCUUCCUCUCUGAUUUUACAUAUUCAGUCUCCUUAUUAGGAUCAGCUUGUCUCUGACUCGCUUGAGAGUACCAUCAGUAUGUAGACAGGUGCAGCUCUAUGAAAAUAGGUUUGAAUAAUGGGGUUAACAGUAUCACAACCUGCAGCUUUCACAAACCCGUCAGCAUGGUUCUGGGAGAAGGGGAACUAGGGUCUUCACAGCCCUUGCUCCAAGCCUGCCUUCUAAGGCUGGUCACCUGGGUGAGGAUGUUUUGGGGAUAUAAGUGGAAUGGCCAACACAGUAGCAUGAAGGCUGCUGUGUUUUAUGGAGCAGUUGUGAAGUUCAUGAAGGAACAACAAACUUGAUUUAAACCUCAUAUUCUCUUCCAGAUACUGUCUCUGAAUAGGAGGGUAUGUGAAUAAUUAACAUGUAUGUACAUGUGUGGGCAUGCAACAAUAAAAGGACUUUGCCAUG